ACGCACUCAGUCAACUGAAAAGCUGCAGUGCCAGUCAAGUGCUGCGACGUUAUUACACGUUGUGAACCGUUUUCGUAGGUUUUUUUUGGGGAAAAAUUAUUAUAUCGUUUACCUGGAGUUGUGAUUGUCAGCAGCUGUUGCUAAGUUCGCCAGCACUUGUUGCAGGGUCCCCGUUAUUUCCAUAAUUUGAUUUUGUACUAUUCUGAGCACUUGCUGGCAGCUGCUGCAUCUUUGUAAAUAUCGUUUUCUUGUUUUAUUCUUUUAAAUUUUAUCUUCUUAUUUUACUCAAUCUGGGUCAGUUGGUUUUUGAGAGCGUAUUCACGGCGUUUAACCUCAUUUGGAUUUUUUGUUAUACUCCAUUGAUUCUGCUCAACAAGAGACUCAUUUACAUGGGCCGCGGAUAGUUAGGAAGCGACGGUCUUUAUGUUGUUGCGGAACAUAGUGUUUCACCAUGCUAGUUUCUGCUGUACUCCUGUUAUUCAUUUCGUUAUCCCUCAAUGUUGCUUUCGGCCAGAAACCACCGUCUGACGCAGCGCCGUUAAAUCAUGAACUGGAAUUAACCGACGAAGAGGAAGUUAUCGCGUUAUGGAUGCCUAAAAUUAACACCACGAAAGAGGAUCAGUAUUUUUGUAUGGGGAAAAAUGUGGACUUUGAUAUCCGAUAUAUUGUGAAAUAUGUGCCGCAUGCGUCAGCCAAAUCGGUGCACCAUAUCCUCAUUUACGGCUGUUCGGAGCCCAUCAAGUCCACAUCGGACACCGGCGCCUGGUCCUGUCUGGACGACCAUCCCAUUCAGGGCGCCUGCACCGGACGGUCCAAGUUCCUCUUCGCCUGGGCGAAGGACGCGCCGACAUUCCAGCUGCCCAAAGAUGUGGGAUUUCAGCUGGGCCGCAAAACUGACGUGAAGGGCAUAUUUAUUCAAAUCCAUUACAGCGCCCUCGUUACCAACGAUGAUUCGGGCUUCUCGUUGGUUUACACCAGCGAGCCGCGUAAAUACGCUGCCGGCAUCUUUCUCUUGGCGGCGGGCGGCCAAUUUAUUCCGCCGCGCGAACCAGUGGUGAAUGUCAACGUAUUAUGCCGGUACAAUGAUGACACGGUGAUCCAUCCAUUCGGUUUCCGCACACACGCCCACGGACUGGGAGUGGUGAUUUCCGGCUGGUACAUGAAGCAGGAGGACGAGGCCAAAUUAGAAUGGACCAUGCUGGGUAAACAGAGCCCGCAGAAUCCCCAGGCUUUCUAUCCCAUGCCGGCCGCCCACAAUAUCACCAAGGGGACCCUACUGGGCGCCCGCUGUGUGUACAACUCCACCGAACGCUCCGCCAUCACAUUCAUGGGUCCAACACACAACGACGAAAUGUGUAAUUUUUACAUGAUGUACUACGCCGACCGGAGUAUUGUGCACGACAGCUGUGGUGAUGUGGGUCAGGAUGUGGGUAUGUACCAGCUUCCGAAGGAAGCCAGCAUCCCGCUACCGGCCAGCGAAAUCAAACACCACCACGGUCAGCAUGGUAAACCGGCGGUGACCCCGGUGAUCCCGGCGACGCCUGCCGCCCCGGGUGCGGAAGUCACCGUACCGCCUCCGGCCGGCGAGGAGCACCACGGCCAUGAGAUGCCCACGGUGCCGCCACCCGGACAUGGACGCGAAGGGGAAUUGGGCGAGACUAAUGAGGUCCCGCCGGAGAUGGCCACGGAGGAGAGCGUGGUGGGGGGUCAUGAUCAUGAAAUGUCCGGGCAUGAUCACGGAGAUAUGGAGCAUGGUGAACAUGGCGGAGCGGUCCUGCCCACACCAGCGUACGAAGAGGACGAAAACUGGUCCAGUACGGUGUCGAAAAUGAAUCUCGGACAAAUUUCGGGCGUCGCGCUCGGCCCUACUGAAAAACAUGUAUACAUUUUCCAUCGUAAUGAUCACGUUUGGGAUGGCGGCACCUUCGAUGCUAAUAACAAUUACGCGCGCAAAGACGCUGGACCGAUUGCGCAGCCAACCAUCGCCAUUCUGGAUGCGGCGAGUGGCAAGCUCCAGAAACACAUUGGACAGAAGAUGUUUUAUAUGCCUCAUGGCAUUACAGUGGACGCCGGCAGGAAUAUCUGGGUUACCGAUGUUGCUUUGCAUCAAGUGUUCAAAUUGUCGCCCGAUGGUCAAGCCACCAUGAUCUUAGGUAAGCAAUUCCAAUCCGGCCACGACGGCCAGCACUUCUGCAAGCCCAGCAUGGUGGCUGUCCUUUCGAGCGGGGAUUUCUUUGUGGCCGAUGGAUACUGCAAUUCGCGGGUGAUCCGCUUUAACAGCAACGGGAACUACGUCAGCCAUUUCGGCACGGACACGUACAAUCCCUUCGGGACGAUCAGUCCACAGCCGCAUGAAUUCUUCAUUCCCCACGAUAUUAAACUCAGCACCGACGAGAAGACCAUCUUCGUGGCCGACCGCGAGAACGGCCGGGUGCAGGCCUUCGAUGUGGCCACCAAGAAGUUCCUGCGGUUGUAUCAACCGGCGGAGUUUGGCAGCCGAUUGUUUGCGUUGGAUUUAUCCGGUGAUUUGAUGGUCGCUGUCAACGGCCAAGUGGGAAUGACCGUGUUCGGUCCAGAGCCGCCGGUUAGCACGAUACUUGUCAACGUUUCUACUGGCAACACCGUCGGUGUGCUGAAGUCCAAGGCGUCACCAUUAGCUAAUCCGCACGCCGUUGUGGUGUCCAAAGACCGUUCCUGCAUCUACGUCGUGGAGCUGAACAGUCACGCUCACAAAUUCCACUUGCCGGCCGCCGUCCUCCCGCCCGUUCCCGCCGCGCCGGUUGAAGAACCCUCCGAGCACGGCCACCACAGCCACGGCCACGACAUGGAGCCCAUCACCAAACCCGGCGACGCAUCCGGCUUCUCCUUCAUCGUGCUCAUGCUGAUCAUCGUUCCGACGCUGAUCGUGCUUUCCGGCGGGGUGUAUUUCUGCGUGAAGCAGUGGAAGACCAGCAGUAACCAGUCGAAAUGGAAGGAGUUAUUGUAUCAGUACGGACACAGUGUCAAGAACCCCAUGGACCUCGGAGGGUAUAAGGCACGGAAGGAGGGCUUCCGGCCGUUGCGGCAGAAUGAGGCGGCCGCGGGGGAGAGUAGUGAUUCGGAGGAUGAGGCGUUUGCGGCGCCGCGCUACUCACGGAAUGCGCUCGUGUGAAAUGCGUGUGUUGUCAGUGGGGGAGUUGAUAUGGGGGCCAUUCCGUCGUUCAGCUGGGGGUGGGGUUUUGUUUUUAUCCGUUUUAAUUGAUGCCUCGAGAUUUCUUCCAACGAUUUCUGAUGUCUUCGUGUCUUCGGCGAGAUUAUUGUUUUCGCAGCUGUGGUUGUUUGUACGGGAUUAACGAGUACCUCGAUAUAUAGUUUUCCAGAGAUUUUAACGCUUUUAUGAUCUUUUAACGUUUUAAAUGAUUUAUUCGGGUUUUUUGAAGUUUGCACAAUAAAUGCGUUGACGUUUGA
This is a messenger RNA of Paramacrobiotus metropolitanus, 3447 nucleotides long. Its product is annotated as peptidyl-glycine alpha-amidating monooxygenase-like. Gene Ontology annotation, cellular component: extracellular region; membrane. The record is from RefSeq and is a predicted model, not a curated record. Gene Ontology annotation, molecular function: oxidoreductase activity, acting on paired donors, with incorporation or reduction of molecular oxygen, reduced ascorbate as one donor, and incorporation of one atom of oxygen; copper ion binding; protein binding. The coding region runs from base 452 to 3151 and encodes 899 amino acids. Gene Ontology annotation, biological process: peptide metabolic process. NCBI's taxonomy places the organism in Eukaryota, Metazoa, Tardigrada, Eutardigrada, Parachela, Macrobiotidae. The transcript has 13 exons.